UCAGCACACAGUAACCUCUACGUCACAUACUCUGGAUCUAAAGGUGAUGUUGGCAUCCACAGGUUUGGGAGGAACAGAGUUGGACCCACGAUGCACGAUAGAGAGCAGCACUAUGUGGGUUUGGUGCCCAGCAGACGGAGAGAUGACUCCCUUCAGGGCAAAGUGUUCGGCUUCUAUAAGGAGAAAAACAAAGAUCCAGGCCUGUACAGUGAUAUGUGGAUCCCCUUUGUGACCCGAGUGUGCAUGGGAGAUCGUGGCGGUCCGAAGAACUUUCUGCAGUUCAGCUGGACGUCCCAGAUGAACGCUCGGCUGUUCUGCGGAGAGCCUGAGAGCCGAAGACAUUUCUCUGAGCUGGUGGAUGUAGCUACUGUGGAGAAAGAGCAGUGGGAGGACACCAGAGUCUACGCACUCUUCAGAAAUGAAUGGGGGAUGAGUGCGGUGUGUGUCUACACCAUAGGAGACAUUGAACGCAUCUUCAGAUCGUCCACAUUUAAAGGCAAAGUCCGCCAACCCGGCAGGUCCAGAGCGUGUGUCCAGGACAGCAGCGCGAUUCACAUGGACAUCCUGAACAAGAUCAAGGAGAACUCGGAGAUGGAGGAAUGGGUUCGGCCCGUCGAUAACUCCGGUCCGAUUCUCUUUAAUCAUCACAACUACACACACAUCUACGUUGACGACUCUCACAACAACAGGAGCGAUAAUCACACCGUGCUCUACCUCUCUCUACAUAAGGGAAACAUUCAUAAGGUGGUGCAGACGGAAACUCAGACUUUCGUCAUCGCUGAGUAUCAACCUUUCCACCACAGACACCACGUCCUCACCUUCCUCCUCCACCCCCCCACUGUGAGUAACUUGAUAAGAAACAUAGUGAGAGUGCAUGGGGUUAUAGUGAGUCACAACAUGGAUAACUUACUAUAUAUAGGGGUCAAAUCAGGUCAAAUUUAUAAUGAAAAGUUGUUUUCCUGGAUAAGCGCUGGAUAUGGAAUACAAGUCUUUAUUAUAACGGAUUUCUUUACAUCAAUUAUUACUUGAAUGAGUCCCAUGUCA
Notothenia coriiceps (black rockcod) is the source of this 1044-nucleotide messenger RNA. RefSeq names its product semaphorin-7A-like. The transcript is spliced from 6 exons. Gene Ontology annotation, cellular component: plasma membrane. The coding region runs from base 91 to 1029 and encodes 312 amino acids. The record is from RefSeq and is a predicted model, not a curated record. Gene Ontology annotation, molecular function: semaphorin receptor binding; chemorepellent activity. Gene Ontology annotation, biological process: positive regulation of cell migration; ossification involved in bone maturation; positive regulation of GTPase activity. NCBI's taxonomy places the organism in Eukaryota, Metazoa, Chordata, Actinopteri, Perciformes, Nototheniidae.